Molecule: messenger RNA, 5289 nt
Organism: Equus caballus (horse)
Lineage: Eukaryota; Metazoa; Chordata; Mammalia; Perissodactyla; Equidae
Gene: SUSD5
Product: sushi domain containing 5
Biological process (GO): cell adhesion; Notch signaling pathway
Molecular function (GO): hyaluronic acid binding
Source: RefSeq, a predicted model, not a curated record
CGCAGGCACGCCGAGGGCACUCGAUAGAUAUUUGUUGACCAGUACAUGAAGACGGAAGGGGUCUGUAAACUGUGCAGUGCCACCAGUGCCCCACUUAUAACAAUGCCGAUCUUUAUUACUCCACCUACGAAGAAUGCAAAUUUUCGUUCCUUCACUGUUGAUGCUGGGAGACGGGUAAUCUGGAAGAAGAAAUCAAUUCAGGGCAGGGACGCCUGCAGCAGGAUUCAUAGGGACACUUAUUUAGAAAGUAGAUUCCGAAAAAAAUCCGAAUCGCAGGCCCUCUCCAGGUCAAGGAGCCCUGCUUUGGGAGGUGUAGUAAUGGUGACAUCCCCACCAGCGCUCAUGGUGUUCUUGGAGAAAGGUUACGGUGUACCUGGAAAAGUCGUGAAGGAAGCGAUGCGCAGAUGCCCCUUUUGGAGUGACUGUCAAUCUAAGCUCUUAGAGAAGAGGCGUCUCGCUAUUCCGUGCGUUUCAUUCCUUAGAGUGAGGUUGGUGAGUUAGAGUCUUCUUCUUUUUCAUAAAAAUGUUCCUCCUCUACAGGAGGACGCCAGCUGGAAAGUCAAGAGGCAGAGGGCAGAGUUAGGCAUCCGUUUUCGAACGGUCCUCCCAGAGGGGCUCGCCCUUUUAGACUGCCUCACCCUCGCGCCGAGGGUCCCCAGCCAGUCGGGGGUUCCCUGCAGCCGGCGCUGCGUUCUCCCCGCCUCCCUGCGCCCUCGCCCUCCGCCCGGGCGGCGCCCCGGGGGCUCGCGGUCCGGCGCAGCCUCUUUUGGCACCGAGGCCUCCAGGUGUCCAGCACCAAGGCGGAGCCGGGCUGCAGCCGCCUCCCCGGCGCCAAGGACCAGACCCCGGGGAGUUCGGGGCCCCAGCGCCGCGGCUCCGGCGUCCCCAGCUCCCCGAGGCCCUCCGCGCUCCUCCCUCCCGACGCGCCGGGCGCGAAGCCUGCGGCGCGCGAGCCGAGCGCAGCGCGCAGAGCCGAACGGCGCACGCUGGGCAGUGGCCCGGGCCGCCCGGAUCGCAGCCAGAGUCGCCUCGAGCCCGCCGGCCUGCGGGCGCCCGCACCAUGGCAGCCGAGGGACCUGGCCUCCGCGCCCGGCUCUGGGCGGCGACGCUGCUCCUGCUCGCUCUGCCGCGCCUCUCUGUGCGGGCGGAUGGGAAGCUCUUUGUGUUGGAGUCUCAGAAUGGCUCUCAGGGCCUGGAACUGGAGGCGGCUCGGCUUUCCUGCAAGAACAGGGAUGCUCGCCUGGUGUCUGCGGAUGAGCUGCGGAGAGUGGUCCAGGAUUGCGCCUUCGCGGUGUGCACCACGGGCUGGCUGGCCGACGGCAGGCUCGGGACAACCGUGUGUAGCAAGGGGAGUGGGGAACAGCAAAGCUUGAGGGCUGUUGACGUGAGAAUUGACAGUACCCCUGUUCCUGGCGGCACAUACAAUGCCCUUUGCAUUAAGGAUGAAGAGAAGCCGUGCGGAGACCCGCCUUCGUUCCCACACACCAUCCUGCAGGGACGCACCGGCUUGGAGAUGGGGGAUGAGCUGCUGUAUGUGUGUGCCCCGGGCCACGUCACGGGCCAUCGAGAAACCGCCUUCACCUUGCUGUGUAACAGCUGUGGGGAGUGGUACGGCCAGGUGCAGGCCUGCGGGAAAGAUGAGGCUGAGGCACACAUUGACUAUGAAGAUAAUUUCCCUGAUGACAGAUCCGUGUCAUUCAGAGAGCUCAUGGAGGACUCCCGGACAGAGGCAGAGAAGGAUGGGCAUCAGGGAGAGGCCUCUGAGGAGGCUCCGAAGCAGGACCGUCUGGUCUCCAUUUCUGUGAGGAGAGAAAACAUAGCCCGGGAUACAGCCUUUGUGCCAACUGCAGGCUUGCCCAGUGCUGGGAGCAGUGUCCCCACAGACCUGCCAGGAUCCCAACUAAACCAGAAGUACUUGUUCUGGUUUCCUGGUGAGACCUUCCACAAGCCUGAAUUGGAAAAGGAGAUAGAUGAUGACACCAAAAAGCAGUUUCCUGCUGGAGACCACAGUGGGAUAACAUUGGCUCCGGGUGAACCUGAAACCAAAGUGAUCUAUAGCAGCACUGAUGGUCCCUCAGUGCCAUUUGUGGGCAGCAAUGACAGCAAGGCAGGGGAUCCAAUGGUGAGCAGCAGCGAUGGGUCCUGGUUAGAUGGCUACCCUGUGACCGAUGGGGCUUGGAGGAAGACAGAAGCAGAAGAGGCAGAAGAGGAGGAAGAUGGGGAUAAGGGGGAUGGGUCAGUAGGACUGGAAGAAAGUAUUCUAGUUACUCCCAAUCAGCCCAUUCUUGUGGAAGUUAAGAAGCCCAGAAGUACCACCCUCAUACCAAGUGAGGACAUGACCCGUAGUUCAGUUGUCCUAUCUCAAACACUAGAUGUAGAAGCUUUGGCUCUCAGACCCAUGAAUGUGUCUGAAACUGAGGGUCCCAGCAAGGGGAAUGGUGACUUGAUCACCAAGUACCAGUCAACUGUUCCUUGGAGAUUUGCCACAGAGAAGCCUCCCGUGGUUACUCUACCUUAUGAACUCACCAGCUCUACCCUGGAGACUGUAACAACUGCUGUCCAGAAGAUGCCUAACCACAUUCCCUCAACUGCUAUGGCGGCCACCCAGACUCCCAUGGAAACCACUGCUCCUGAGGUCCAGGAUAGCUUCCCAUACCUACUGUCUGAGGACUUCUUGGGACAAGAAGGCCCCGGCCCAGGUGCCAGUGAGGAGCUUCUUCCAACCUUGGAGCCGUGUGUAGGGGAUGAGUGUCCCAGCCUCAGCAGAGGCCCCGUCAUCGCCACGGUUGUCACUGUCCUGUGCCUGUUGUUGCUCCUGGCAGGUGUGGGAGCAGUGUGGGGCUACCGCAGGUGCCAGCACAAGAGCUCUGUGUACAAGCUGAAUGUUGGCCAGCGGCAGGCUCGGCACUACCACCAGCAGAUUGAGAUGGAGAAAGUCUAGCCACCUUUGGAGUGGGCUCUCCCAAAGCCACUUGGGAGGAAAAGAAACUGUGACACAUCACAUGGAUAAACACUGAUAAUUCACUAGAGCAUGAAACAGGUGGAGUAGGGCUCAUCUUUUUCUCAGGUGUUUGUUUUAUAGGCUGAGAAGUAUCUCUGGAGGCACCUGGCAGGGCAGGAAGGCUUUGGUGGCAUCAUCACGCACGUUAAUAUCUCCUCAACCAUCUGCCCUGGAAUGUAUUGCACUAAUCCCAGACCUGUGCUUGGGCCUUAACUCCAACGUCAGGUCAAAACUCACCUCUUGUUUCAUCAAACUAUUGUCUUCUUUUCCUUUUUUAAGAAAAAAAAAUUACUGACUCCAUGACCUGAAAUUUUUGAAAUAGGCUUGAUAAAUGGAGCAUUUGAGAGCAGUGUUAUUUAGGAUAUAGAUAUUUACUUGUUGGGAGUGGGAUACAGAAGAAUAAUGGGUUAUUUCCUUUUAAUCUUGUGAUGUUGCUGAGGGCAAAUGAGCCAAGAACCAGGACAUAGUCUAGAAGCUUUGAGAUUUCUCUUUGUUUGUUGAAACUGGACAGAAUUUAAGACUGACAUUUUGUUGCAGGGGAAGUGAGGAGGGGCAGGACACACAUCCACCUCUGUUCCCUCCAUUCUGUGGGACAGCCCAUCAUUUUUUUAAAAACAAGGUUGGCUUUGUACUAGUAAGCACCAUUUCCUCUCGGAAGCAGUGGCCUAGUUGUCCUUGACCAGUCUGUGCCUAGGAAUGUCUUAGAAUUUUUGCCAGGACUAACAAAACUCAGUCCUUGGUUUCCUCUCUCAGGAUUAACCAUUUCUCUGAACUCCAGUAAGAGGGAAUGACAUGGGAGGAAAAAAAUGUUUUAAGAGGGCCAAAGGAGUAGGAUAUCUAUGGGUACCUACUUGAUAGAGAAGCAGAUUAAUUAAAAAGGAAUAUGAAACCUGUGCCAAUCUAUUCUUUACUCUAUUUUGGCAACUGUGAGCUCUAUGUAAACAGCAUGAGUCCAGGAUGGAUUCAUCCUGGCUACUGAGCAACCCAUUUCAUAGCAUCUAGAUCAGCUUAUGGUGACUCAGCAAGGCUUGUUUACAACAAUGGUCCUCAGAGUGCGGUCCUCAGACCAGUGCUCCAAUAUCACCUGGGAACUUGAUGGAGCUGCAAAUUCUCUGGUUCCACCCCAGACUUAAGAAGCAGAAACUCUGAGAGUUGGUCCCAGCUAUCGGUGUUCUAACUAGCCCUCCAGGUGAUUCUGAUGCACACUCGGGUUUGAGAACCAUUGGUUUAUGAUAACAUAAAUUUUGUGCUUUGAGGCCAACUGAAGUUCCAGUGGCACAGAAGAUGAGUAACACCUGUGGCUUGUCUUGCACGGAAGUCAGGCAUCACAAUGUGUACCUGAGGUAGCAUUUGAAGCUGCCGAAAUACCAUCUCCAAUGGUCUCCUGUGUAAUGGCACAGAAAAAAAACUCAUUAUAUUUUUCUGAAAUAGUUUUCAGCAGUAAAAAGUGAUGAAGGCAGUACAUUUAUUUUAAGACAGUCUAAGAGUCCAAGUGUUUUUUGUAGCAUGAGAGAAAUCCUGAACUUUUUUACAAUGGAAAAAUUGUUGGUGAUGUUUUACCUAAGGAAAAAAAGAAUUCUCGCAAUAUGUUUUCUACCCUGCCACCUCUUUUUUGGUGCAAGUUUUGGAAAAAUAAUAGGCUAAGUAGCUAUAAAGUUGGUACAGCAAAAUCAAAGACCCCAGUCCCCGUUAGUCAGUAAAACGAAGGCCUAAAGGUACCAAAUGGAAUACCUAUGUGUCAGAUGAAAUCUAGAACAAUAGGAAUGAAAUGCUUUCUGCAUGUAGCCAAAGCAAAAUACAAAGAAUAAAAGCCAGAGACUGUAUAUAUUUAUAAAUUAGAUUCUUUUCUAAUCUAUUACAAGAUAACUUUUCUAUUUGUAACUAUAUAAAAUAACCUCCUUCUCAACAUUGGCAUCGUGUUAUCAACUAUUAUUAUGUAAUAACCCAAGAACAUUGACCUAAUACCAACACAAAAAUAGGUAUUAUUAAUACAAACGUAUUAAUAAAUUUAUUACAAAUACAUUAAUACAUAUAAAUGUAUUAUUUUGUAGACAUGAACUGCAAAAUAGACCCAACACAUCAGUUUUUAAAUUUUUAUUGAUUUGGUGUAAUCUAAGUUAAAAAUGCAUGUAGAAAGGGAAUGAUUAAAACACUGUAAACCUAAAUUGUAUGUCAUUAAGCAUGUUUUGAGACUGGUAAAUGUUUAAUAUUCAUGAAAAUUGGGUGGGGGGAUCCAUUAACACAAAGCUUCUGAGAUAUUUAAAAUAAAUAAAUAUUUCCCCAAAGAG